CCAUAACAUUUUUCAAUUGAUAACACGAAAGUAGGCGUUUGUGAAUAAUUUUUUGACAAUAUCUUGAAAUGGGAAAGUAGUAGAUUGGAACAAUUUGUGAAACAUUGUGUAUUCAAGUGUUUUUUGUGAUAUUAAUUUAUAUAUUUAAAUAUCAACCAAGUACUAAAAGUCACGUUAUCUUUUGUGACCUGUGUUUCUGCUCUGAUAUAAAUAAUAUAAUAAAAAAAAAAUACGGGCUUAUAUUAAAAAAAAGUUAUUCCGUAAUAAAUUCUACAAGGCUUACAUUAAAAAAAAAAGUUACUCCUCGAUCAAAUUCUACAAGAAAUAUGUGAAAGUUAUAAAUUUUUAGUAAAUUAAAUAUUUGGAUUUUUGUUUUUUCAAUCAUGCAUAAAUGGCUAAAAAUAAAAAUUGAAUGGCUGGAUGACAAUCUAAUAUUGAAUGAUACAUAAGAAUCUAUUUACAGUAACGUAGUCGAUUGAUAUGCAGUGGACGCUCCAUAUUUCCUCAAGAUGGGUGCUGUAACAAAAGUAUUAUUUGUUAUAAUGCUGGCUCUAAUGUUGGAUUCCAACAAGACAGUAUGUGGCCAAACUACGGACACAGAAGCCAAUGAUUCCAUGGAGACGACGGAUCAGCUUGUUACAUCAACUGAACGUUACUCCACGUCUUGUAAGACAGGCAAGGGCCUCGGCGGCGAGUGUGUGGAGCGAAGAAGGUGCGACUUCAGCACUUCCAACAUCGACUUCACGCUGUAUUGGCACUACAGGGAACCGAGGAUGUGCGCUCCAAACGAAGUGUGCUGCCCAUUAGAGUUUGUGCUGCCGCCGGAGCCUCCCGCCAAGGAAGAGGAUACGAUACAAUUCGACAAAGAUGAUUAAAUUUUUGUAAACAUUA
This is a messenger RNA of Galleria mellonella (greater wax moth), 891 nucleotides long. RefSeq lists its product as uncharacterized. The coding region runs from base 510 to 875 and encodes 121 amino acids. The transcript is spliced from 5 exons. The record is from RefSeq and is a predicted model, not a curated record. Lineage: Eukaryota; Metazoa; Arthropoda; Insecta; Lepidoptera; Pyralidae.